AUGUGCGUUCAGGUUGUGUUGACCGCUGGCGACAGCGGCGCACCGCCGCCGGCGGAGCCCGGCUUGGCGCCCGCCGCCGAGACCAGCUCCAUUCCCCGCCUCCCCGCCUCAGAGCUGAGCUAUGCGCGUUUUUGCCUGGAGUUUAUGGAGCCAAAUGCCCCGGUCCUUGUUGAGGGUGCGACGGAGGGCUGGCGGGCAGCAGUCGACUGGGUUACCCCAUGCGGCGCAAUCGACUUCGACUUCCUGCGGCAGCAUUUUGGACAUGCGCAGGUCAUGGUCACAGACGCUGCCAGGUGCGAGUGCCAGCAGCAGCAGCAGCAGCAGCAGCAGGAGGAGGAGGAGGAGGAAAUGAGGGCAUCCAGCACGUUGCUGACUCCUGGUCCCUUGUGGUACUGCAAGGACUGGCACUUGGCGGCCUUUGAUCCGCAGUAUCAAGCCUACCACUGCCCCUCCUUCUUUGACGACUGGCUGAAUGAGUUGUACGAUGCCCGUGAGCAGCCGCAGCCGCAGCACGAUGUCAGGACAGCCGACUAUCGGUUUGUGUAUCUGGGUGCAAAGGGCACCAGCACUUCACUGCACUCAGAUGUGCUGCGCAGCUUCAGCUGGUCAGCUAAUGUGGUGGGAUGCAAACUGUGGCGGUUGCUGCCGCCCCAGGCACGCUCGCACAUCGUAACCGUGGUUCAGCAUCCGGGCGACGCCAUUUUUGUACCCUCAGGCUGGUGGCAUACGGUGGAGAAUGUCGACGACUGUAUUAGCAUCAACCACAACUGGCUCAAUGGCCACAACGUGCACUGGACGUGGGCGCUGCUGCGACUGGAACGGCGGCAGGCUGAGGAGGGCAUCGAGGACUGCCGGGAGCUUUGCAGGCAAGACCGGCCCUCUCCUUUUUUCAGGAAGCUAGGUCAUUUUGGCAGAGGCCGAUAG
Chlorella variabilis is the source of this 924-nucleotide messenger RNA. RefSeq lists its product as hypothetical. Gene Ontology annotation, molecular function: histone H4R3 demethylase activity; sequence-specific DNA binding. The transcript has 5 exons. The record is from RefSeq and is a predicted model, not a curated record. Bases 1 to 924 code for a protein of 307 amino acids. Gene Ontology annotation, biological process: negative regulation of gene expression; positive regulation of translational termination; protein hydroxylation. Gene Ontology annotation, cellular component: nucleus; cytoplasm. Lineage: Eukaryota; Viridiplantae; Chlorophyta; Trebouxiophyceae; Chlorellales; Chlorellaceae.